AUGCUGAUUAGGUCCUCAAGACCCUUGAGGCUCUUUCGCAUAGCGCCAAUUGUCGACUACAAGCCCGGGGCUGGAGUCGUCUACCAUCCCUCCAGCCACGAUGCCCAUUUGAACGAGCAGCUCAGGCGGGAACGCGCUGCCGCCAAAGGCAUAAGGCUCCCGGUACGCAAGGAUUGCCUGCACGACCAGCUAAACCCGGACGGCAUUGUCCAAAAUGAGUGGAUGGACUUUAAAAUUCAGAGGCAGCCCAUGCGCGGGGACUCUGAUUUCCGCGGUUACCUCUCACCUCACGUGGACGCAUUCAGGGAGGACGAUAUUGCAAAGUUCUACAACCUCAAGGACAUGUACGAGAGGGUCUCUGUCAAGGAACUUUUGACCUCCAUGAAGUAUGGCGCGAGAUACACUUUCGUCCUCUAUAGCGGACUGCUGCUCCCAUACCUCCUGCUCUUUAUUGCAUACCACCUCAACAACAGGCUGGAGCCCCUCGAGCUCGGUAUAGAACCUGAGGAGUACAACAAACACGUCUUGUGGCAUCUACUGGGUCAUAGACUGGAUCGCCAGGCAUACAUACAAUACGCAGAAGCGAGAAGAACACGCAAAUGGAGAGAUGAUACCAUCAAUCCAGAAGACUACAUCCCGCCAAAGUACAGACUUGUACAAACAUACAAGGAAUUAGAGCUUUAA
Molecule: messenger RNA, 684 nt
Organism: Theileria equi strain WA
Lineage: Eukaryota; Apicomplexa; Aconoidasida; Piroplasmida; Theileriidae
Exons: 2
Coding region: 1-684 (227 amino acids)
Source: RefSeq, a predicted model, not a curated record